GAAGUUGUGUCUGCGCGCGCGCUCAUCAGGAACUGAAUGUAUAUUUGUGUUGCAGUCGCAAUUUUCUGAACAAAUCUCGUCCAUAUUAAGUAUAUGUUGGCAUUUUAAUAAACGCACAUUAAUCUGAUCAUGGGCGGGUACGGGGUGAUGGCGGAUGACGAGUCUCUGGAUUAUUCCGUGCACGAAGCCUGGAACGAGGCCACUAAUGUUUACCUGCUGGUCAUUCUGGUCAGUUUCGCCUUGCUGAUGUACGCCAGAAAAAAUAAGAGGAAGAUCAUGCGCAUCUUCUCUCUCCCUCCAUCAGUCGACAGAUCCUCCGAGCCCAGCUUUUACGACAGUCUGCAGAAGGUCCGGCUCAGACAACAGCUGGAGAUGUAUUCACUGGCUCGUAAGUGUGAUCAGCAGCAGCAGUCGGAUAGUGUGCAGCUGUCGAUGGAGUGAUGUCACCAGAGGGGGCGCUCUUCACGCACUAAUGCUGCAGAUGGGAGGAAAGGCGCUACAGGCCAAAUCUGAUUUACCAGCAGCUCACAGAGAAGAGAAUUACUGUACUGGGGACAGUUUGCUAGAUCUUAUUUUUAUUUGAAGAGUCUUUCGUUUUACUCUCAUCACUCUCAAACAUUCAGAAGAGAGUAUUUUUUUUAGAACGGGUGAUAUGAUUUUCCUUGAAGGACAUGGGCGGACUUUUCAUAUAUUUGACAAACACAUUACUUGUACACAUCAUCUGUGUUGAUCUGCAUCCAAAAAUCUUACCUCUCUCCUCAAAAACGUUGUAACAAAAUGCUACUUAAGGUUUUCAAAGGAAAGAUACUGUACACUGAUUAUGUUGUGCUUGUUCUUCAAUGUCUUAUAUUGCCCUCUAGUGCUAGAUUACAUGCAUGUCAGUCAUUUUAGGCUGACCUGCAGACUGUAAAAUAUAAAUCUGCUUAAAAUAAAGAUUUUAACGUUAAAA
Molecule: messenger RNA, 949 nt
Organism: Carassius gibelio (silver crucian carp)
Lineage: Eukaryota; Metazoa; Chordata; Actinopteri; Cypriniformes; Cyprinidae
Product: small integral membrane protein 19
Exons: 3
Coding region: 130-441 (103 amino acids)
Source: RefSeq, a predicted model, not a curated record